Molecule: messenger RNA, 200 nt
Organism: Capsella rubella
Lineage: Eukaryota; Viridiplantae; Streptophyta; Magnoliopsida; Brassicales; Brassicaceae
Exons: 1
Coding region: 24-134 (36 amino acids)
Source: RefSeq, a predicted model, not a curated record
AGCGCAAAAGCUGGUUCGGUAGUAUGGUUGCGCCCAGUUCUGGUGGUUCUGCUCAUAUCCUUAGAGAUGCUUUCGAAGCCAACUCUAAGGCUUAUUUUGACACUCUCCAUGCCAAGGAGAAGGCAAAUAAGUGAAAGCAAAAGUGUUCUUGUACUACUUAAUUAAAAAGCAUAAACAUUUGUUUGUUUAUGCUCCUUCCU